UGCUGAUAUUCUGGAGAAGUCCUCUCGAGGAGUUUUUCACACACCGACAGGCGCGUGGACAGAGACGCCGUGUCCCCCAGGAUGCGCGAGGCUUGUAGUUCCCUCAUGCGGCAUGGAGAACGCGCAAUUAGAUAGCGGACACUCUGACUAUAGGUACAUGUCCUCAGAGAGCAAUGAGGACCCGUUCCGAGUGUGUGUGCACGUGCUGUGUGAGGCAGGAGAGGCAGAGUUUCUGCAGGCAGCCGCCGACCAGCUACUAUGUGUGGUGCAGAGUCAGCCGGAGCUCCGCCUACUGCGUGUGUCAGAGAGAGGACCUUACAAGCCCCGCCCACUCCACUCCCAAAGCCAGCCUGCUCUGGCCCUCAUCCUCUUCCUGCGAGAAGAUCGCGUCCCCAGCCUGCAGCGUCUCCAUAGCAACCUGCGCCGGCCGCCGUGGCGAUACCACCACACCGAGAGUGUGGGGGGUCACGGGGUCGUCUCCGCGGUAACCGCCGCCUCCCAGGACUUCUACACGCUGGCCCCCGGCACCCCCCUCUGGGCCCUCCGACAGGUGCAUUAUGGGAAGGAGGUGGUGCGCUUCACGGUGUACUGUCGUUACCAUAGCUACGGCCACAUGGUGCGGCUGUAUGCGCUGUUGCUAGGGCAACGGCGGGUGGUGCAGCGGAAGGAGGACUUCUGCUUCUCCGUCGUCUACUCCUCCACCCACACCGAGGUGCAGCUGUCACUCAAGAGGUUGCCACGGGGACAGCUGCCCGUCGCCACGGAGAGCGCCCUGCUGGAGUUCCGUGUUCCGGAUGUGGGCGGGCUCAUCCCCCUCUUGCCCCGCCCCUGCACACCAAUCAGCUCCCUACGCUGGCAAACACACGACUACGACAACAACAAGAUCCUACUGCAGGUGCAGCCGGUGAAGGUUCGGCGUCGUCACACGCUUGCUCAGAUCAGGUCUCAUCAUCAGCCUGUUGGCCCCUCCCCUAACCCCUCCUCUCCUCCUAUUGGCUGCUCCCCUCCCGCGUCAUCAGACACGCCCCCUCGGCCUCCGUACGGCAGAGGCCCGGCGUCUUACCGUAACCGUAGAUACCACCGUAACUCCUCCUCCCGCUCCCGCACGCAGACCCUCCCCCCAGCCAGGCCACGCCCCCAAUCCCAGAAUCCCUUGCGUGAGCCGGCGGUGUUCGGAGAGCAGUGGGCGGGGCGUCGUGCGCACUCCUUCUCAGGGGGCGUGGCCUGUCCCCCCUUCCGCCUCAACGUGGCCGCGCUGGUGGGCGCCGUGGAAACGGACGUGGACACGGGGCGACGCCUGAGUGGCACCGGCCUCGACCUAUCGGUAGUGUCUGCCUACUCCCAGCUCCGCCCACAAACCACCAGCAGCCAAUCAGAAGGCCCUUCACAGUCAGCCCUGCAGGGCAACGUCUCCUUGACAACCACGGCCUGUCAUCAGCCCCAGAAGCCUCUUGACGACGACGGCCUUGUGACCUGGAGCAGUGACUUGGACACACACACUCUAAACACACCCGCACACACACACUCACACACACACAGACAUGAUGCUUCUGAAGAGGAGGAGGAGCAAGAAUUUUAUAUUUAACGCACAUACACUCACACGCUCACACACACACACACACACACACACCGAUGCAGCCUGAUUUCUGAUUCUAUGCUGUGGUGAACAGGACAGUGCUGCCACCCUCUGGUGACAAACAGAAAUGCAAAUGUGUAUGUGUGUGUAAGAGAGAGAGAAUGUGUGUGUGUGUGUGUGUGUAAGAGAGAGAAUGUGUGUGUGUGUAGGAGAGAGAGAAUGUGUGUGUGUAAGAGAAAGAGAAUGUGUGUGUGUAAGAGAAAGAGGAUGUGUGUGUGUGUAUGUAAAGUAGUCAUGUGUGUAGCUUGUGUGUGUUGAUCCAUGUUCUCCUGGCUACUUGCUAGAUGGUGAAGUUGUAGUGCUGUUGCUAGGCAGCUGUUGCUAGGUAGUGAAGUUGUAGUGCUGUUGCUAGGUAGUGAAGUGGUAGUGCUGUUGCUAGGUAGUGAAGUGGUAGUGCUGUUGCUAGGUAGUGAAGUGGUAGUGCUGUUGGAAGAAUUCUCAAUAAAGAGCUAUUUAAGCACUUUUCAUCAGUCAGUGUGAGUCAGUUAUCCUCCUCACUCAUUCACCUCCUCACUCAUUCACCUCCUCAAC
Molecule: messenger RNA, 2167 nt
Organism: Sardina pilchardus (European sardine)
Lineage: Eukaryota; Metazoa; Chordata; Actinopteri; Clupeiformes; Clupeidae
Product: protein FAM124A
Exons: 7
Coding region: 113-1585 (490 amino acids)
Source: RefSeq, a predicted model, not a curated record